AAGACAUCCGAGGAGGACAAGCAUUCGGUUUCGUGGAGGGUCGUGGUGUUUUGGCACCCAUGCUGCUAUACAUGCAGGUUUGAGGAUAUAAAAAUCCUGGAUCAUGGAUGCAACGCCCCGUAAUGUACAGCUUUUAGCUCAGACGAGACAGUCACCUAAACACAUGAUUGACGAAUGUCCUGACGGCAGUGGGGAGCCCCAACCUACCAAAAGAAAGAUGGAGAAGGUGUUCAAUCUGUUGGAGAAACAUGGACUGGAGCAGUUCUACAGACCAAUCAAAAACCUUGGUGUCAGUGAUGAAAGGGACUUCAUCAUCAAAAUCACGGAGGAGAAUUUGAUAGAUAUAGGUUUAAGUCAGGUGGAGAGGAAGCGCUUUGAAAGCCUGAAGACUGAGAUACAGAGACUUGGAAUAGUUGGUGCCCCUGCCAUAGCAAGAUCAUUGACGCCAUUUUCUCUCAAGUAUUCAUUCCCAAAAUGUCCAGAAGCAAAAGAGUUACUUGGCAUGGAUCCAAAGAACACCGUUGAGGAUGUUAUGCUCAGAAUCCGGCAUGAGGAAAAUUUGGGCAGAAAUAUGUCUGUAUGCCUGUUCACUGCUGAUGGCAUGCCACUGAGUGAGGAUCCCUAUUUCAAUACCUGGUCGCUUGAAGACAGGCAUAUUGAAAAUGGCAGUGAACUCUAUGCUAUUUUCACACCAAAGAACAACCUCAGAGAGUCUCCCCAAAUGCCAAACCUACCAGCUCUGGAGGACACAUACAACGAUGUUGUCUGUUGCCACAUAAUGCUGAAGGGCACGUUUGACAUCAGUGUGGACUUGGAGUCUGAUACUGUCUUAGACGUGAAAACAAGACUUGCAGCAGAGAGUGGAAUACCAUCCCAUGUGCUACAAUUAAGAUAUUGGGAUUGGGAUUGUGAUAUUUCCCGAACACUGAAGGAUCUCGACAUUACAGAAGAAUCAGAGUUGGAAUUCUACUUGUCAUCUUUUGAUGAGGAGGAUCCAAGCUUCAAUGAAUUCUUCACAAAUGAUGUCACACCCUCAGUGACACAAACCCAGAAGGGCAUGAGUGUCUUUUAUGCGACUUUAAAAUCCAUGACACAAGUACAGACAGAAACGUACUCAAAGGAACGGAUGAAGAACGUUGUGGGCUACAUCCGCAAACUCACAGGGUGUCAUCCUUUGGCUCAAAGUUUGUACGUGCUGGUCUGUGAAAAUGACACUGUAACCAGACUUCAGAAGAUCAUUGUAGUUGAAGGACUUUACUUUCUGUUCAGAGAGCUGUUAUCACAAUUGUCAAAGGAACAAGUCAUUGAGGACAAUGAAGUCUUUGAGGAAUCUGCUGUUUGCUGGGCUUACCUAUUGACGGAAGCAAAGGAUGAGGACUCGGAGCAUGAAGAUUUUGACUAUAUAUCUCUGUCUUGUGAAGAGACAAAUGACCGUUUUAUGGAGCCAGUUCGCAUUGGAGAAAAUCCUAGUGUGUUCGAGAAAUCUUAUGUACUACAGAAAUUUAGGGAUGACGAUGCGCUUCCCAACUGCAGUUUACAGAGCAUGGCAGAAACUGCUCACAAGAGGGCAACUGACAUUGAGAAAAGUUUGCUCAGUACUCCACUUUGGAUGAUGGGAAUUGAGAAAUGGACCUCACAUGGUUGUGUGACUUGUUCCAACUUCAGCGUAAAUACAGAGAAAACACUUGCAAAAGUGAAAGAGGAAAUGACUUCAUACCCUCACUUGCAAGUAUCUCCACCUUUAUCACUGAAGGAGGUUGGAGUCCAAGGGCCACUGCUGGUGUAUCUUGACAAUGACAACUUGGGUGUAUACGACUCAAAAUUCAAAGGUUGUUCCCAGAACGUGCAUAUCUUCAAUUGUCUCAAGGGAAAAUGCGAGACUGUGGACUUGAAUGAACUUUCAAAUAAACUAGGAGAUGUCAGGACUGACAAAGCUCUUAGGACAAGUCGGACCCCACAUGAGGCAAUAAUGGUCCUUAUGGAUGCAAGUGGCUCCAUGUAUGACAAAUGCUGUUAUUCAGACAUCGCCAUGGAGAGGCUGACCGCUGUCAAACAACUGUUCAAUUCAUUUGCGGACAGAAGUAUGGCUUACAAUUUCCACAGUGUAAUUUCCCUGGUGAGAUUUGGUGGAGAUGUUAAAAUGAUCCAUACAUUCACCGAAAACCUGCCAACGUUUCAGCAAUGCGUUGACACGCUACACGCUGCUGGGGAUACUCCACUUUACGAUGCCUUAAAGCUAAGCGUGGAGGAACUGGACAAAGUGAAAAAGCAGUUCCCAAACUGCCGGCUACGCGUCUUGUGUCUCUCCGAUGGAGACGACAACGGAUCGAGCAUGGCUCCUGCUGCGGUUGCUAACAAACUGAUGGAGUCCAACAUAGUUGUUGACAGCAUUAAUGUUGGCACCUCUGACAACAGGAUUUUGAAGGCCAUCAGCCACGCAACAGGUGGCUGUUGCUUUAAACCAGUCACUAGUGCCGAGGCACUGAAGCUGUUUGAGAUGGAGACUCUGCUGUCAUUGGAGAGCAGGAAACUGAGGCCCAAACCAAGUCUUCCAUUGAGGGAUGAAGAGGCCUUACUGGCACUUUCUGAAUCUGCUGCCUACGACAGAGAGCCAACUGUCAACCUGCCUGAGAAGAUUAAGAACAAGGUGACAAUGACUAAAAAUGUUUUAAAAAAGAAGAUUCAGCAAUCAAGAAAUGGCUGCUUCUUCUUGAAUAAAGAUAAACGGAUUGUGGAGGAACUGAAAAACCUUCACUGUGACCCUCACCCUUACUGCUCUGUGUUUCCAUCAGAAACCGAUGUCUCCUUCUGGAAGAUGCUGCUUCAGGGGCCUCCUGACACCCCGUAUGAGGCUGGAGUGUUUGAGCUCUACUGCGAGUUUGGCCCAAAGUACCCCAUCAAACCCCCUCUGCUAAGAUUUGUCACCCCAGUGUACCACUGCAAUGUGAACAGCAUUGGGCGAAUCUGCCAUAACAUCUUUGAUCGCAACUACUCGACCCACAUCACCAUGAGGGAAAUUGUCGACGCUGUCUAUGGCCUCCUCAUCACCCCAGAGCCUGACGACCCGCUAGACAGUGUGUUAGCAGAACUGUAGUUGACCAAUCCAGCAAAAUACAAUGAAGAAGCCCAGAAGCACACGGCACGCUGCGCAAGUAAGACUGUGGAUGAUUCUGAGAAGGAAAUGGUUGGACCAGAGCUGAGCGCUGACAAAGUGCCACCAUCCAUUGUGUGUCCUCUCACUAAAAAGGUGUUUGUAGAGCCGAUCAUAACUAAAGAGGGCAUGGUGUACGAGCGUAAAGCCAUAGAGGAGCACCUAAAAAAGAGCAACAAAGAUCCAAUUACCAACAAUCCUCUUAUGAGAACGGACCUAAAAGGGGACAAGGACAUGAGAAAAAGAGUGAAAGAAUAUCGCAAGCUACAAAUUUCAACACCCGUGUGAUUAGCAAUACUGUGUGAAAAGGUGUAAUUCAAUCACGACACAUUUUAAAGAACAACUAAUUGUAUGACACCACUUACUGUAUAUUUUUUGUACUUGGAAGACUGCUUUGAAUUUGAAUUAAUGUGUAUACAUGUAUAUUUGUGUCUUGCAUCAUUGAUUUUAUUUGGGAUCUUUGAGUUUUCAGGUUUUGCCCUCUCUUGAUUUUUUUUUAAGUCUUAUCAGGUUUUACGGUGUCUUGAGGUGUGGAUGAUGAAAAAUCAUUGUCAAAAUUGGCCAGUACUUGGAUUAUACUUAUUCCCCCCAAUGAUGUGUUGUCACUGUCAAGAUAAUAUCUCCUGCCUGUGUCUUUAGUUUGCAGUGUGUUUACUAACAGUUUAUAGUGUUUCCAUUUGCAGUGCCUUCAGUAACAGUUUGUAGUGUUUCCGUUUGCAGUGUCUUGAUACUACCACUUUGUAGUGUUUCUGUUUGCAGUGUCUUCAGUAACUUUUUGCUAAAUCUUACUCUGUUUUCUUGUUUCUUUUCAACCAGUGUGAUGUGCCUUCACUGCCUAUUUGCAGUGCCUUUAGUAGUUCCUGCUGUUGUCGUGUCUUGUUGAAAUCAAAAUAAAAACAUACGCUAUAGCCUGUA
Messenger RNA from Engraulis encrasicolus (European anchovy), 4066 nucleotides. RefSeq lists its product as uncharacterized. The transcript is spliced from 26 exons. Gene Ontology annotation, cellular component: nucleus. The record is from RefSeq and is a predicted model, not a curated record. Gene Ontology annotation, biological process: protein K48-linked ubiquitination. Bases 104 to 3094 code for a protein of 996 amino acids. Lineage: Eukaryota; Metazoa; Chordata; Actinopteri; Clupeiformes; Engraulidae. Gene Ontology annotation, molecular function: ubiquitin conjugating enzyme activity.